GGGCAUGUGUGUGAAGCCGUAGUCCAGCCCCACAACCCGCCCACCAGCCUCGCUCUUCCCCUCGGUGCCUCUCGGUCCGCCCGCCCGCAGCAGAGUCUCCUUCCCGGCGAGCGUUCACUACAGCGAUGGCUGGGAAAGUGUGCAGAUCGGUCCUCCUCUUAUCCCGGAGCGGCGGAGCCGUGGCCGGCAGCCUCCCCGCACUUGUUGUGUCCUCACAGCGACGGCAUCAGCACAUAAGCCCGCAGGAGCUCCUGCCCGCUCCCUUCAGCCGUCAGAGCGUCAGGAGAGCUCAUGGCCUACGGUCAGCCGCCCACUCCACACUCUUCACCCAGCCCAUUACUGCCCUGUCUCCACAGGUUUGGAGGGGCGCCCCCUCAUGGCAUGGCCAGAGACUGUUGUGUUCUUCUGCUUCUCCAGAGGAGGUGACGGUGGUGUACCAGAAUGGGCUUCCUGUCAUCUCUGUUAGUUUGCCGUCCCGGCGAGAGCGCUGUCAGUUUACCCUCAAGCCUCUCAGUGACUGUGUGGGGGUUUUCCUGCAACAGCUCCAGGCGGAGGACAGAGGCAUCGACAGAGUAGCCAUCUACUCCAUGGAUGGAGCACGGGUUGCCUCCUCCACAGGCAUAGACAUCCUCCUGCUGGAUGAUUUCAAGCUCGUCAUCAAUGACACCACACACCUAGUGCGGCCCCCCAGGAGAGAGAUCCUGCCCAAUGAGGAGGCAGAAAGGUUGAACGACGUCAAGUUUCUGGUGCAGCAGCUCUACACCACUCUGCGCAUCGAGGAGCACCAACUCGGCAAGGAGCGCGAGCUGAUUCAGCGGCUGGAGGACCUCAACUCUCAACUUCGCCCUCUAGAGAAGGUGAGGGAGGAGCUGAGUAAGAAGGCGGAGCGGCGCACCACAUGGGUGCUCUGGGGGGGCAUGGCAUACAUGGCCACCCAGUUCGGCAUCCUGGCCCGGCUGACCUGGUGGGAGUAUUCCUGGGAUAUCAUGGAGCCGGUCACUUAUUUCAUUACUUAUGGCACUGCAAUGGCCAUGUACGCCUACUUCGUUCUUACACGCCAGGAGUACGUUUACCCCGACGCCAGAGACAGACAGUAUCUGCUGUUCUUCCACAAGGGGGUGAAGAGAACACGCUUCGACGUCGAGAAGUACAACAAACUGAAGGAUGACAUUGCUGAGGUGGAGUUGGAUCUGAAGCGUCUACGGGACCCCCUCCAGCUUCAGCUCCCAAUCCAGCAGCUAUCCGAAACAAAAAAUUGAUGGAAAGAGCUGCUUCCUCCUCUCCAAGCGCUUAAUUUCCCUUUUUUUCUCUUUCUUUUCUUAUUAUUUCCUUUGUUCUUUCUGCCACCAUGUCCUCGCCUUAUUGCCCUACCCCCUCAUCCCCCCCAAUAACCCCAUCCUUUUCCUGACGUUAAGAUUUAGCUCUUUCCUCUUUUUUUUUUUUUUUUUUUUUACUUUUCCGGCUGGAAAAUGCAGAAAGAUUUUUCAAAAGAAAGGACGGUGAGAGAAACUGAAAACUUCUCACAGCUGAGGGAUGAAGAGGACGACGAUGAUGACGACACGCAGCCUCGAGUGGAGCGAGUGUGUUUGCACGGGUCAUCCAUUUUGGCGCCCGCACUGAAACGCAGACACACGGCCGUGGCUCGCACAAGUUUACGAGGAAGUUCCGACCGCAGCCGAACCUUCAAGGACACUUGGGAUUCCCUGCGGCUGAACUCUGCCGCCUCUCCUCCUCUGAUCCGCGCCUCCUCCAGGUGAAAACCCUUCCCGUCAGGAGCGUAUCUCGCCGGCGGGAUGCAGGAAUCUCUGCUUUCCUCUUCCUGUUGACGUCCUGAGCGGCAGUCUGACAGUACUACCGACAACAACAUCACUGUGCGUUCUUUUAUUCCAAAAAAAGGAAAAAAAAAUAUUUUGGCACUUUUUAUUUUGAAAGCCAUAGUAUAUUUGUUAUGAGAAAAUACAAAAAAAAUAUAAAUAUAUAUAUACAAUCAAAUAAACGGAUGACCAGAAGCUAGUUUUCUUUUGCAGCGGGGGGAGGAGCUCUCUUAGGAAUACCAUUUCAGCGGAAAGUCAUUUCCGUCCUGUCAAAACCGUCUGCCGCCGAUGCGCCUGCACCACAAGAGGCCCUACUCUGAAAGAGUUCAUAGUCCGACAUGUUUCUAAAACCGCGUUCAGCUCUGACAGACGUCUCCAGAGGCGGGAAAACCAAAGCUGACGUCAAAUCAGGCGGGAGAUGUCUUUCUCUGGGGCUGAAUGUCAGUAAAAUGGGGACGAAAUCAGAGUUUGCUGCAAACUAAAGACAAUAACAGCAGGCUCGCAGAAACCCACGAGCAUGCUCUGCUCCUAUAUCCAAGAGUGGCUUUUCUCGCAGAAGGAGGAGGAUGUUUUUAUUUGCUUUAGUGAAACACUACAACAGGAAAAAAAGGCGAGAACCUCCUCUCCCUGCUCCCUCAGUUGCAAGCCAGGGUAGACUGCAUGCUGUGGUGUGCCCUCUGUAGAAACUUGUGAAUGUUUAGGAGCAUUAUUGCAACUUUUGUACUUGAUUGGGCACAUUUGUUUGCCACAGUUUCAUCCACAUAUCUUUUAAGACCCAUUCAAAGCCAUAUCUUUCUUUCUUUCUUUUGGUGACGGUCUCCAAAUAAACCUUUGUCCACCUCGCGUCAUUUUCUGUUCAGGUUGAGGAUUGGUGGCCUUCUCGCCAACCCCUUUUAUCACUCCAGAAAGAGGAGGAAAAAAAAACUGUUUUCAAGGCCAGUUAUUUUUGACUGGACGGCCUCUGCAGAGGGGAGGCGCACUGACCCAAAGGGAGCUUGUCUAAAGUUCAACACGACGAUGCGCUUGUGUGUGUGGCUGGAGGAGUUCAGCAUGUUUACCUGCAGGUUGUCAGGCAGGAUCUAACUCUUUAGGAACAGAUUUUCAGCUUCAAAUGCAGAAAAACUCCAUCAAUUUGCAGAUGGAGCUUAAAUAAUCAAGUGGAAGUCACCUUAGUUGUGAAGCAAAUCCACAAAACUCAGAUUUUUUUACAUUUUGGUCCUCCCCUCUGUAUUUUUUUUCUCCUCAACACAUCUGUUCAUUAUCGUCCUUUCUUGUUUUAUUUUGAAAUCCAUCAUUGCCUUUUCUUUCUUUUUUCCAAAACGAAAUAUAUCAAAUAUAGGGAAAUUUAUUCUAAAGAGGGUGUUGCAUGAAUGUAUGUUUACAUGAGAAGUUAUGUAAAAAAAGAAAAAAAAGAUCUAUUAAAAUAACUGCAAAGAUAAUUUAAGAGCGUCGUUUGUAGAGGUUUUAGUCGUUUAAAAAGGGCGGUGGACGGGGCGGGGUCUUUAGACUCCACCCUGAUCCAUGUGAUUUAUACCCCAGCCAACAAACUGCUCAAACCCCGCCCUGUCGUGUUUACCACCAAAGCCCCCGCCCCGCCUCACUCUUCAUCCACCUACAGAAACGGAUGGAAACGCCACCAUCCGUCACUUUACAAAUCUUGAAGACUCGUGCUGGGCGGGGAAAACCUCAGAUUCUUGAUCCUUAGUUUUCUUCAAAGUCACAUUAUUAUCAUUGUUCUGUUUGGAAAAUGUGUGUGAUUUAUUAUUAUUAUUUUUUUUUUGGUUCUAAUUGUUUUUGCCUUGCACUUGCUUUAGGACACCUUUAAAAGGCCCAAAGAGUGAAGCAGAACUUAGGAUUGAAAGGAUCUCGUCCUUCAUUCGGACCUCUUUAGUUUGUUUUCUUCAGUUCACAUAUGAUGCUGUAAUGUUGGCAAAAAAGAAAAAUGUAAAAUCCUGUAUCAUUUAUGAAAUAUGUAUAAAAGAGAAAUGUAAUUCAAUUAUCAAUAAAACCCUUAUCCAGUUUUUGGAAA
Oryzias melastigma (Indian medaka) is the source of this 3843-nucleotide messenger RNA. It is a transcript of the gene mcu, whose product is annotated as mitochondrial calcium uniporter. Gene Ontology annotation, biological process: calcium import into the mitochondrion; mitochondrial calcium ion homeostasis. Gene Ontology annotation, cellular component: mitochondrial inner membrane; uniplex complex. The coding region runs from base 126 to 1259 and encodes 377 amino acids. The record is from RefSeq and is a predicted model, not a curated record. The transcript is spliced from 9 exons. Gene Ontology annotation, molecular function: calcium channel activity; uniporter activity. Lineage: Eukaryota; Metazoa; Chordata; Actinopteri; Beloniformes; Adrianichthyidae.